UUCUUGAUGUUUUUUAUAUUAUAUGAUAUAUAUGAUAUGUCUAAUCGUCUCUGUGUUCAGGGGAGAUCAGCCAGAUAGGAACCAGCUGCUGUGAGAUGUGUACAGAGCCAGAGUGUAGGAAGACAGUGGGAACACUCAACUACAUCAAAGUGGACGACUGUCAGUCACAACAACAGAUAGAACUACACUACUGUGAGGGGAAGUGUCGUAGUAAGAGUGUAUAUUCCCUGGAGACUAACGCUGUGGAGAGGGAGUGUGUGUGUUGUGCUUCUGUGGCGACAGAGCCUCUGAGCGUUCCGCUGCUGUGUUCUAAUGGAACACUGACACAUCACAACGUUUUGUCUGUCACCGCCUGCGACUGUCUGGCCCAGCACUGCACCUAGAGAGAGAACUGAAUCAAAUUGAGAGAGACUGUGUGUGUGUGUAUGUGUGUACCCUGAUAAACAUGUACUCAAAUAAACAAUUUGGAUAUUCUCA
Messenger RNA from Salvelinus sp. IW2-2015, 477 nucleotides. NCBI's taxonomy places the organism in Eukaryota, Metazoa, Chordata, Actinopteri, Salmoniformes, Salmonidae. The record is from RefSeq and is a predicted model, not a curated record.